Molecule: messenger RNA, 4449 nt
Organism: Diprion similis
Lineage: Eukaryota; Metazoa; Arthropoda; Insecta; Hymenoptera; Diprionidae
Exons: 16
Coding region: 1-4449 (1482 amino acids)
Biological process (GO): cell surface receptor protein tyrosine kinase signaling pathway; protein phosphorylation; positive regulation of kinase activity
Cellular component (GO): signaling receptor complex
Molecular function (GO): transmembrane receptor protein tyrosine kinase activity; ATP binding; protein binding
Source: RefSeq, a predicted model, not a curated record
AUGCGCGGAAUCCUUUGGGUAUUCUCUUGUUGUAUUCUGGCUCACAACGCAUCUGUAGAUGGAUUGCGGCUAAGUCGAGAUGCGUGGACAGUCUUUGCAGCACCAAAUGAACCCGCAGUUGUCUCAUGUAAAGUUAUAACUAAGGAUCCGUCAAAUUUUGCAUGGACGAAAGAAGGGAAUAAUAGAAACGAGAGGAAUGUAGACGAUUCUACGAAAAAGAGCAUGUUUUGGCGGAACAACAAAACUCACAUUACUAUGGAGCUUUACUUCACAAACGUCACAACCGAAGACUACGGAACUUACAGAUGCGUGGUAAUCACAUCGACUAGCCGUACUUCGAUUCCUGUCCACCUCCGAAGAUACCCGAAGGAUUUUACUUGGAUUGGCACAGUUCAUGAACCAGAAUCUGUUCUCGUACAGUGGGACUUCGACUUAUUUUACUCGAGUCAUGUUGAUUCGUUUGGAAUUGAGUAUAGAGAAAAUGGUACGAAUCAACGCCUACGGACACCCCUACUUUCCACACCGACUAGGAUUGUUUCUGCAGGUUCCUACAUCAUAAAUGCAUUGAAACCCAACACCGUCUACGAAUUCAGGGGCCUUAUUUCAGACCCAAGGGAUCUGAUUUCCGACAAAGAUUCUUACGCAUUUUCAAGAUGGGUGACGACGUCCGAUAAAGUUUCCGAGCGGAUAGUUCCAGAUCGUAAUACUGUUAUUGUUGAAUCACACGAACGUGCAGUUCUCUCGUGUGACGUGACAGGGAAUCAAAUGACAAACUUUAUCUGGCAGCACAAGGGAAAUUCAAAGAAAUCAACCAGCAUUUGGUGGAACAAUAAUACUCACGUCACAAUGGAACUGGACUUUGCAAGCGUCACAAUCGACGACUCUGGAGAUUAUAUAUGCCAAGCGAACAGUUCCGGUCAUCUUGUGUCAGCGCAGAUUGUUUUCCAAGUCGGAGAAUUUCAUUUUGCCCCUUUCAAGGUCGGGGCCAUUGGAACAGAUCGUAUUUACAUCAGUUGGAAUUAUACAAAUAUCAUCAGCGAUCUUUUCAAUUACUAUAAUGAAUAUGUUGAACUUACAAUUAAAUACAAGGAAGAUAGUACAAAUCAAUGGCAAGGACCAGGGCAAAUUUUUAAUUCAUCCAUUGAUCCAGCUGCAAGUAACUACGUUAUAAAUGAAUUGACGAAUCGCACUCUCUAUCAAAUCAAGAUAAUACUUGAUUCAUACGAUCGACAAUUUCAUGGUGUGGUAAAAUCCUUCGUUCUUUCAAAGAGGGUUACGACGUUCGAGAAAGACCUGGAUUACGUUCCAAGUGUGCGUAUCGUGAGAAGAAUUAUGGACACAAUAACGAUCCAAUGGUCGCAGCCACCGCCAGAGCUUCUCGAAUACGUUGACGCCUAUCUCAUAUCAGUGGAACACGGUAACAAGAUGGAAAGAAAUUUUCGUUGGGAAAAAUAUAAGGCUGCAGAUUACGAUGAAGCGGAUGUCUACCUUUCGCCUUCAAUCAGUCAUGACUUGCAGGUGCGAGCUUGUUUCGACGAUUACUGUCCCGAUAAGCACGCAAGUGCUGUCAUGAAAGACGUGAUGACCAGUGAUAGAGAUGGAAGACAACACUUGCGUGCAGAGCAACAUUCGGAAUCUGGUAUGGAGUUUCCAGUACUGGAAAUCAACGUGACUCGAGAUGAAAAAGAUAUUACUACAAGCAGCAAUGCCUCGUUCACUUGCAGCAUAAGUGUUCAAGGAUACGAGGGUUGGUGGACAAAGAAAGAGAACCACGUCAAGUCUCUCAAUUAUUACAACAGUGAGAUCAGUUGGACUAUAAAUGUGGAAGACGCUAGAGAAGGAGGCAGAUGCGUUUACACCUGUGAAGCGAGGAUGUCGGAUGAUUUGCGAACGAUUGGAACAAUGAUUGUCACACUGAUACUGCCAGCAGAAAAUAUAAUCGUAAAUGCUGAAAUGGUGUACGCGAGGCCUCACUAUCCAACUGCUCUGUCAUGUGACUUCUUUGGAUAUCGGCUGUGGAACUUCAAGUGGCGAAAGUUCUGGGAUUAUGACAGACAGAAAUUCGACGAAAUCUUCAGUGUAUUGAGGCUCAACGACACACACAUCAGAGUGAUGCUAUCGAAUCCAACUCACAACGUGAUGUUAGAAACUGGGAAGUACGAGUGCGAGGCAACAAAUCACAGACUGGAUUACAUCCGCGGAUCCAUUCGUCUCGACGUCGCCAACGAAUCACCGUUGCAAUUGAACGCCUACACCAUUGGGUCGAAGCUCGUUUAUUUGCGAUGGUUCGACAUCGAGUACCGAGGAGAUACGCAUCUGGUACAGUCUUUGAAAAACGGUUCUCAUGACUGGCAAGAUACGUUUUCGGUUCCAGUUACAGGAAACAAAUUCUAUAGUGGCUACGUUGUGAGGCAGUUGACACGCAACGCUUCCUAUUGGUUCCAACUGGUUGUCAUCAGCGCGGGUAAAAGACUCGCAAGCACUUAUUCCAGCUGGAUCACGCCUACGGAUGAAGACAUUGUUUACUUCCCGAACAUCACCGUGACCUCGAAGUCAACAAAUUCGAUAGCCAUCGAAUGGCCGACGCCGCCAGAAGAGCUAGGCGAUCACAUAAAGGUGUAUCGUAUAUCGAUCAGCUAUACGUACUCUGGAAAUGAAACUGGUUAUUCACGAAAUACUACGCAAACUCAUUUUGUUUUGGGCAAACUUCAGCCUUCAACUAGCCAUAACCUGGAAGUAAAAGCUUGCUUCAGCGACGUUAGUACGGAUUGUUAUUCGAGUGACGUUCGGAAAGGAGUUUUCACCAACAGCAUAGAUGGGGAAAAAAUUACUCCAAAGGAGACAUCCGGGACACUAGUCGAAACAUGGGUAGCUUCAACGGGAUCAGUUUUGCUCCUUCUCAUCGUUCUCGGAGUCUGGCAGAUUUACAGAAAAGCAAAGAAGCGGAGGAUUGUUAGAGAAAGACUCGCUUAUUUCUAUAGCGAGGAACCGAUUUUUUUCAAUCCAGAACUGGCCAUCAGUGAUCAGGCCGAUUUAUUGCCUUACAAUAAAAAAUGGGAAUUUCCACGGAAGCUGUUAAGACUUGACGAGGAACUGGGAAGUGGCUCAUUCGGAAUAGUGUGGAAAGCCAGGGCGAAAACAAUCCGUCGACCCGAGGCGAUCUCGGUCGUUGCAGUCAAAACGGUCCGACCAACAGCCAGUCUCCGCUGCAUGAAAGCUCUUCUUCGCGAACUUAAAAUUCUCAUCUACCUCGGUCACCAUCCCAAUAUCGUGAGCCUCCUUGGAGCCUGCACUAAGAAUCUUGAUUAUGGCCGACUCUUGGUCAUCGUGGAAUUUUGCCGCUUCGGGAACUUGCAUGACUACUUGUGGCGCUGCAGGUCAAAGUUCGUCGACGAAUUGGGUACCGACUCCAAGGAAAUCCCUGAUUCCAAUCCUGACGCUGAUCCGAUCAACGUUGAAACGACUAGAACAAACUCGGCACUACGUUAUGGUGAUGCCACUUCAUUUGUAGAAGAUCCAUGUGACAGUGUCGAUCAUCCGGGUACCAAUAUGAGGAUGGAAGAUUUGGCCACCGGCAGUAACUUAGAACCAGUUGAAGUCAAGCCGCCAUCGAAGUACCCGGGUGAUUUCACGAAUGCGGAAUUGGAUCCGGUUCGCACGCGAGACUUGGUGUCUUGGGCUUGGCAGAUUUCACGCGGAAUGCAAUAUCUUGCUGGGAAAAAGGUGCUGCACGGUGACUUGGCAGCGAGGAACGUACUGCUUUCCGAAGACAACAUCGUCAAAAUAUGUGACUUUGGUCUGUCCAAGUCCCUCCAGGAGGACGAUGAUUACAAGGAUGAGGGAAACGAUCCUCUUCCUGUAAAGUGGAUGGCCAUCGAAUCGCUCAGAGACGGGAUAUUCUCGGUGAAAUCAGAUGUCUGGUCUUUCGGAGUCGUUUUGUGGGAAUUGUUCUCGCUCGCCAAAACUCCUUACCCCGAAAUUAACCCCCAAGACAUGUGCGAAACACUUGUCGGUGGUUAUCGAAUGGAACGACCGAAGUACUCACCCGAGACUAUCUAUCGGACGAUGCUGCAAUGCUGGGAAGCGGAUCCGUCGAAACGACCCACGUUUGUGGAACUUGAGCGCAGCGUCGGUAAUUUGAUGGAGGAGAACGUCAAAAUGCAUUACAUCCAAUUGUAUACUCGACGCGAAAGGGCGUAUGCUCGCAUUACGGAAUUCCGGAAUACACAGGACUCCGAGAAUCAGGAUCCAACCCUCCCGGAUCCAAUCGAACCGACAAACGUCAAUCAAGGUAAGCGAUUACUGGAGUGCAGUAAGAAGUGGAUUGAUUCUACGAUGAAGACAUUUUCUCAAGGAAUUUACGGAAGAGCGUUGUUUGAGACUAUAAAACGACUGAGAGAACCCCAUUCUGGAUGCGGUUCAAGCAGUUCUUUUGCCGGCGGUAAAUGA